Messenger RNA from Xenopus laevis (African clawed frog), 4233 nucleotides. RefSeq names its product adhesion G protein-coupled receptor A1 L homeolog (gene adgra1.L). The record is from RefSeq and is a predicted model, not a curated record. Lineage: Eukaryota; Metazoa; Chordata; Amphibia; Anura; Pipidae. Bases 921 to 2639 code for a protein of 572 amino acids. The transcript has 7 exons.
AUAUAUAUAUAUAUAUACUGCAUGCAUCUGAUUUUCUAUAUCCACGUUCAUUUUAAAGCUAUAUCUCUAUUCCUUUUAAGCACUGUUUUUUUUCCCUUCGAUAUAAGUUGUCUGGUUCUGUGUUAAGUGAAGGAGAAAACCUGGUAGAGGCUGUCUCUUUAAAUCAGAUCUGCAGUGUUGAUGGACCCUCUAGCAGGCAUGGUAGGAACCAUUCUCACCUCUGCAGCAGGGAGCUUGACCAUACAGACUUAGACAUGCAAUGGAAAUGCCUUGCUUUUUUUUAAUAUGUUCUCUACCAGUCCUAUUCCCAUGGUUACAGCUCCUGCUUCCAUGGAUGCUUCCAUUCUGCUGGGAGGAAUAGGCAGAGAGAGAGCGAGAGAGAGAGAGAGAGCACACAUUCUUAGUGCUGUAGUUUAAAAGAGAAUGAAAGCAGCCCUGUUGUGACUUGCAUUUUCAAUUUUUUUCCUCCUCUCUCUCCCCUUCCUUCUUCUCUUCCUGAUGUACAGAACACCGUAGCUGUAGCUUCCAUUGAUUUGCCACAGUCUGUCUUUGCACAGUCUCUGUCCUUGCAAUCUGUUGAUAACUCCACAUGCAAGCUACAGCUCAUUGUCUUUAGGAAUGGGAAACUGUUUCCUAGCACUGGCAACUCAUCGCAUCUUGCAGAUCAUGGGAAACGUAGGACGGUCGCCACUCCAGCUGUGCUUUCAAAAAUAGAUGGGUACCGUGUCGGAAACCUCACCAACCCAGUGACAAUCGCCCUGAGACACACAGCCCAGGGAUCAGACCCCGUCGCUGCCUUUUGGGAUUUUGACCUUUUAAACGGAUAUGGGGGCUGGUGUGGAGAAAGUUGCCACAUAACCACCUCUGCGGGAAAUAUUACCACCAUUCAGUGCUCACAACUGGGGAACUUUGCAGUGCUAAUGGAUUUGAAGACUGUGCUGUCCCUCCCACAAUACCCAGGGGAGUUUCUGCACCCCGUGGUGUACGCAUGUACUGCAGUAAUGCUGUUGUGCCUCUUUGCUUCCAUUAUCACCUAUAUUGUGCAUCACAGUACAAUUCGAAUCAGUAGGAAAGGAUGGCAUAUGCUACUUAACUUCUGUUUUAAUACCGCCCUCACUUUUGUGGUGUUUGCCGGAGGAAUCAACCGAACAAAUUAUCCGAUAGUUUGUCAAUCUGUUGGAAUCGUUUUGCAUUAUUCUACUCUGUGUACAGUACUGUGGAUUGGCGUCACAGCAAGAAAUAUUUAUAAGCAAGUGACGAAAAAACCUCACACGCCUCCGAAUCCUGAUCAGCCUCCAUUGCCAAAGCAGCCAAUGAUUAGGUUCUAUCUUAUAAGUGGAGGAGUCCCUUUUAUUAUUUGCGGAAUAACUGCAGCAACCAACAUGAAAAAUUAUGGCAAUGAAGACAACACGCCAUACUGCUGGAUGGCCUGGGAGCCCAGCCUUGGUGGAUUUUAUGGCCCUGUCGCACUCAUCGUCCUGGUCACCUGUAUUUACUUUCUCUGCACUUACAUACAGCUGAAGCGGCAUCCAGAACGAAAGUACGAAUUGAAGGAAAGGACGGAAGAACAACAGAGGCUGGCAGGUGUAGAAACGGGUCACAGUCAUCUAGCUGAGCCGGGGUCAGUCUCCCAGGCAACCUGCUCUAUGAUUUCAUCGUCGUUAUUGGCAAACGAGCAUUCAUUUAAAGCUCAGCUGAGAGCAGCUGCAUUCACCCUUUUCUUGUUUACGGCAACGUGGACAUUUGGGGCUCUUGCUGUGUCUCAGGAACCUUUCUUGGAUAUGAUAUUUAGCUGCCUCUACGGAGCGUUUUGUGUCACGUUAGGGCUUUUUACUUUGAUCCAUCACUGUGCAAAACGAGAUGACGUUUGGCAUUGUUGGUGGUCUUGUUGUCCAUCAAAGAAAAAAGCAUACCCCGUGCCAGCAAAUGCCCGACAGAAAACAAACAUCAACGGGGAUGCCCAGGUCCAUACGACUUGUAUUCAGGAUUCACCAUGUCCUAAUAAAUCUCCAAUGUAUAAUCACCCACCUGCAGGACAUUGCAAACUGACCAAUAUACAGUCUACUCAAAACCACGUCAACUGCCUUUCGCCAGUCACUCCAUGCUGUGCCAAGAUCCACUGUGAACAACUUAUGGAUGAUGAAUCUCAUAUCCAUGUACAUAAUGAAAGUGCUUUUAGGCCCAACAUGCAUGUUCAUAGGUGUUUGAAAAGCAGAACUAAACCACGUUACUUUAGUCGUCAUAGGUCAGCUGCAGAGAGAGAAUAUGCUUAUCACAUUCCUUCUAGCAUUGAUGGAAGCAUACACAGUUCCCAUACAGACAGCCCACACAGUACACAUGAGGGCCACACAGGCCACAGAAGGGGAUGCUGCGGAGCAAGUGAUCCCUACCCUACAAUGAGCCAACCUGAGAGCAGUGAUGCAAGUACUGCGAUAUUUAGUUGUGGCAAAAUGCCUGAAACUGACAUUGUGCAUCAUGGAGCACAUUUUGAGCUGCAUCCCCGGAGACAAUCAUUCCCAUUCAACACAACAAACCCAAACGGAAUACUCAAGGGAAACAUGCAUGAAGCCAUGAUCUAUAGCUCAGAUAGUACAGGAAAUAUCAAAACCGGCCCUUGGAAAAAUGAAACUACUGUGUAGUUCAUGGGUUAGUAGUACGUCCGUCCUUUGAUGCUGGUAAAUCUAUAAAGCAUUUCAAGUUUACUUGUUAAGUGUUUGUACAGCACACAUCACAUUGUAUGUACAUACAACACUUAGUUCUGUUUUGUUUCUACGAACAUAAAAAAAAGCAGGCGAUGUAGCAUUUGAUUAGAGAAGACAAGGGACACUGAAAAAUAUGGAAACUGACAUAGAAGUUGCUUAUAGAAAUCGAUCUAUAUUUCAUAUAUAUAUAUAUGGAAAGAUUUCCGUAUAGCACUGUCCAAAUUGUGGAUGGAGCUGAUCUGUAAUUGCCCUUUAAAUAUGGCUGCUUUAGCCACAAUCCAAAAAGUUAAAAGUGUCUCAUGACUUCAGGGCAUAUGCUGAAAGUCAUUAUGAUGGCUUUUGGAAGAAAGACAGAGGGGCUUUGGGAGAAGAGAAGGAAUAUUAUAGAAGGAAGAGAGAACAAAGAUUUAGAAAGAGCAGAGAAGCCCCUGCAUCAUGAAUAUUCUUAUACAAAAAUGCUCAAUAACAAUGGAGUUUUUCUUACAUCUCAUCAAUUCUGCAACUUCCUUUUCGAUACUUGAGAAACUUCUAUGUCAGCAACAGUGUCCCGUUCUUAACUCACGAUAUUGUGUGAAGGUUGACUGAGGAGGCAAUAUCUCAUUUCUAUUCAGAAUUCUUAAUAUGAAGUGUGGCAGCAUUUAUUAAGUACAUCAUCCAGAAGAUCAUAUACAAGUUGCUUGCUUUCUAUCAUGUUUAGCUAAUUACAUAUGUUUAAGGAAAUCACUGCUCGAUAACCACUCUUUAAAAAAAGGGAUAAUAAAGCAAGUAUUAUUAGGGAGAGACUCUUGUCUACUUGAUAAAACUUAUUCUAGGUUUUUUAUGACAUGACUAAAAGGUGUUCUUUGUGGCACCUUGUAAACUUCCAGUAAGACUGAAGGCAAUGGCUUCCAAGGCAACUUAGUCAUUCUAGAUAACAUUACCUGCCAUAGAUUGUACAGCCAACAGCAUUUGGGGAGACAAUGAGAAAGGCACAAGUGAGCCAUCCCACAACAUAGUUAGGCUCAAUGUGAUCACCGUCAUCUAUCACCUGUGUAGCCUAUCACUUCCUAGUCUAGUUAAUGUGCAGUUCUAGCAGAGGAGGUGAGUAAUUAGUAUUUCUCAAUGCUCUUCUCCAGCAUACAAGGAGUAAGCAAGAUGUCCUUUCUACUAAGCGCCCCUGUUGCCACCUCUAUGGUUUAUCCCCAAUAGGAUGUUAAUCUGUUUGAUGUCAGCAUGAAGGGAACAUAAAACCUCUAUCUAAAAUAUGGUGGCUUCUAUAUGUGUCUAUAUAUAAUUAUUCAUGCAAUAUGUAUGGAUAAUCUCCAGAAAACAUUCCCAAGAUGCCAUGGCUAAUAAAUCAUUUGUACUGCCCCAUUUGGAUGUUGAUCACCAUAUAUUGUGAUUAAACUAUAGCAGAAUGCUUGAAAGUCCCAAUUCCACACAGUCUCUUGUGUUAAAGUGGACAUACACGCAGUACUGGAAUUGGGGAGGGAUGUCAUCCCUUCAUUUCUUUAUUUUUGUGAAAUAGCAUCCCCUUAGAGGGGAUGCAAGA